AAAAAUUUGCAUUGGUUUGUUGUCAACGUGGUGUUAGCCAGCGCUUUAUAUAAAUUCAAUUGUAUUGUAAACUUGCUUAUAAGAUGGCGAGAAAAGCUAGAAAACGCAAAAGUGCAGCUGCCGAAGCUGAAAUUGCUGGCGAAAUCUCCGUGUCUGAAAAUGUAAAACCGGAAAAAGUGGACCAAGUAAACGACGAACCGUAUGCUAAAACUAAAAAAGAAGACAUGGUACAACUGAAAAUAGAACACUGCAAGUCCUGACGGGUAUAUGGUCGCAAUGCACAGCUAGUGUUAGAUGCAUUGCAGACAGUGGAACCAAAUUUGUCGAGUUCUAUUAACCCAACAAAACCAAGAAGCAAAUCUUUUGAAGUUUCCAUUGUAAAAGAUGGUAUUGAAACUGUAAUUUGGUCUGGUGUCAAAAAGGGGCCACCACGAAAAUUGAAAUUUCCAUCAAAGGAAGAAAUUAUUGAAUGCUUUCAAAAUGCGGAAUGUGUUAAAAAAUAAACUGAAUAGUCUUGGUCUUUAACCCUUCUCAAAGAUUUGGAAUAUUACCAUCAUUCCUGGACCUAUUGUUUAAAGUCAAACAUUUAUUUACAUUAACAAAAAAUGUGUCCUAUACUUCCAAUAAAUUUCCCCGUUACCCUUAAUUCGUUAUUUUUUUGCUAUUGUUAGGAAGUCCAGCUCAUGACUUUUUAUGCUAAAAUCGAAUUUUCUUGGGCAUAAAAAUGAUAUUUUUGGACUUUUCUAACAAAAAUAGCUUUCAUUUCUAUAUUUUCAAGCUU
This is a messenger RNA of Ciona intestinalis (vase tunicate), 781 nucleotides long. NCBI's taxonomy places the organism in Eukaryota, Metazoa, Chordata, Ascidiacea, Phlebobranchia, Cionidae. The record is from RefSeq.